CGGACCGCAUCCCGGCACCGCGCGUCCGGCCGGCCCUGCUGCAGCGCGCCCGCCAACAUGGACGAGGAGCGGGGUUUAGACCUGAGUCACUGCUGUCUGCUCUGUUACCUCUGUGUGUAACACCAUCAACAACUAUGGAGACUCUGCAAAGGAUUGUCAAUACUCUAGUGAACAAAAAUGAUGAAAUUCACAACUUCAUUGACAUGCUGAACCAUACAAUAGCAAAUGUUCAGGUAAACUCUUCCAAUGCCAUCAGUGAGCUGGAUGAGGAGUUUGAUGGUCUGUAUUCUGUACUGCAUGAGAUGAAGGGGAGCAUGACCAACACUAUUCAGCAAGAAGAGGCUCGUAAAAUUCAAGCUCUGCAGGAUCAGCUGAGCCAGUGCAGCCAUGCCCUGGAGAGCUCAGAAGAGCUGCUGGAACUUGCUGUACAGUCGCUGAACAUAAAGAACCCCGUGGAGCUCUUAGAGGCUGCCAGACAGAUCAAAGAUAGUGUCACAAUGGCUUCAGCAUUCCGCCUCUCUCUGAAACCAAAAGUCAGUGACAGUAUGACUCACAUGAUGGUGGACUUCGCCCUGGAAAAACGUAUGCUCCAAGCUGUGAAGUUUUUGCCAGUCCCUAAAGCUCCAGAGAUAGACGUAGCAGCAUGUCUGGUUGCUGACAACUGCAUAACAGUAUCGUGGAGAAUGCCUGAAGAGGACAGCAGAAUUGAUCAUUUUGUGCUGGAGUAUAGGAAAACCAACUUUGAUGGGCACCCUCGACUAAAAGGGGAACAGCACUGGGAGCUGGUUGACUACAUUAAAGCUACUCAAUACACAUUAUCAGGUCUGAAAUUUGAUACAAAAUACAUGAACCUUAGAGUACAAGCUUGCAACAAAGCUGUGGCAGGUGAAUACUCUGACCCUGUGACUCUGGAAACCAAAGCAUUUUUGUUCAGUUUGGACAGUACUUCAUCUCAUCUGAACUUGAAAGUUGAAGAUGCCUAUGUGGAAUGGGAUCCUACUGGAGGCAAAGGCCAAGAAAAAAUAAAAGGGAAGGAAAAUAAAAACAGUGGCCAGAAUCCUCUGCUGAAGAGCAAUAGAAGAAGCAACACAGCAUCUCCAAAGAGAUCCACUAACAGCCCAAGAGCCUCAGUGAGAAGUAGCCGGGAUCGCUUUGCUGGUGAAUCCUACACAGUGUUGGGAGACACUGCUGUUGAAAGUGGGCAGCAUUACUGGGAAGUGAAAGCCCAGAAGGACUGCAAAUCCUACAGCGUGGGAGUGACGUACAGAAACCCGGGGAAGUUUGACCAGCUGGGAAAGACUAAUUCCAGCUGGUGCAUCCAUAUCAACAAUUGGCUGCAAACCACAUUCUCAGCAAAGCAUAACAAUAAAGCAAAGACUCUAGAUAUCCCUGUCCCAGACAGAAUAGGAGUAUACUGCGACUUUGAUGGAGGUCAGCUCUCAUUUUAUAAUGCAAGUUCAAAGGCAUUGUUACACACCUUCAGAGCAAAGUUUACCCAACCAUUGCUACCUGGCUUCAUGAUAUGGUGUGGUGGGCUCACAGUGAGUACUGGAUUGCAGGUGCCAAGUGCUGUGAAAACUCUUCAGAAGAGUGAAAAUGGAUUGGGUGGUUCAACAAGCAGCCUAAAUAAUGCCUAGUAAUGUCUGUUCAACACUUCUACUGCUGAAUGUUUUUUGUUUUUCUGUGUAACUACUACUCACAGAAGCUUGUGAGCAUUGGAUUUUAUUGGGUUUGCUACCUUCUGCUGUUUAGGGCCUGGGUACUGAUAGUGGAAAAGUUUGGGGCUAAAGCAUUAGGAACCAGUACUGAGAAUCCAGAAAAAUGUCAGAAAGCUGAACUGUUGCCUAUUUAAAAAAAAAAAAAAAGAAACCAAGAGCUGUAACUAUGUACUUUUCUAAUACUGUAUUCAAACAUUUUGUUACGGACUUCAGUAUUUGUUUUGUUACAAAUACUAUUCUUCUAUGAAGAGUAUAGCAAAUACCAUUUUUUAGCUCUCCUAAUGUGAAUUACUUAACUAUGUAUUUAAUUACUACUGGGCUUCCCAUUAGAAGUUGUGAUUUCCAAGAUGUGUGUUGAAAACAGCAUGAUUUGCUUGAUAAUUUGUUUUGCUGGUGUAGCCUGGCAAAGUACCACAGCAGCAUGGUUUCAGAACAAUAUUAUAAGAAUGUUUAGGCCCAGUAUGAGGAAACAGUAAGAGCAGGCUCUGAUUAUUUCCCCCAGUGGUGUAAAAUCUUCCUAUUUUCCACGGGUAAGUCAUUUUUAAAACCAUGUAUAUCAAUACUGGCUCCCUUUUGUCACUAUUACAUUAAUUGCAUUGUAAUUACAUUAGAAAAUUAUGUACAGAUGUUCUGUUGCCUUGACUCCUAUUUGCAAGCCUAGUAAAACAGUAGUCAAAUGAUUCAUAGUAAUGGGAGGGCUAAAAAAAGAAAAAAGUCAUGUUAUAUUCUUUGUGGAAAAUCCCAGCUUGUCAGUGGUAAUUACUAGGUUAUUAUAGGCUUUUAAAAUCUGCUUUCCUCUCUCUAAUCAAGCCAGGAGCCUAUAAAUAGUUUCCAGGUACACUCUUGAAUCAGGUAUUUCCUAACUGAAGAUUUUCUGGUAUCACCUGAAAACUUUUAUAAAUUCAUGGUCCAUAAUGAUUUGGCUCAUUUGCUGCUGGGACAGAACAAUUUUUCCUUUCAUGUAUCCUUUAGCUCAUAAAACCAUGAACAUCUAAUUGUGUUAAACCUAAGUAUUACCAAUGGCUUUCUGUCCAUCACAAUUUCUCAAAAGAAGGAGAAAUUCCUUGAGACACCUUCUAAUAGACUGGCUACGAUGUUCAGUGGAAAGUUAAAAUUAACAAGGAAAUGUAAUUACCUGUUCUUGAAAGUGUUAUUUUUCUUGAGGAAUCAUGAAGUUGACAGGUUGGCUGAGCCCUAAAUGUUUAUUUUGUCUGGAACUUGAGCAUGUCCUCAUUAUUUGCAUUGUGAAUUUGUAAUCUCAUUUUACAGAGGAAAGUACAAAAUAGUUCCCAGUUUAACUGUACCUUCUUCUGCCUGUUCUAUUGCUUGGGCUUUGGGACAAAGAUAUUCAGAAGUGAUGUGGUUCUUGGUCAACAGUAUCUGAAUCUGUUUCACACUUUAUCUGCAGAUGUUACCAUUAUGCAAAUACUCUGUAUAAUCUUUUCUCUUUUCAUUUUACUGCAAUGGACACCUGACUAGGAGUUCUUGGGGAUAAAUUGCUACAAACUCAGUUUUGCAGCCAGUUCUAGUCCGGGGCUGUGGUGGACAGACACCAGGACAGACUGGCACCUACUUAUCACCAUCUAUCUACCUGUCUUGAUCUUGGGUGUUCAGCUGCAGUUCCUCAUCAAAUUUCCCUUUGUGGAAAGAAAGGAGAUGUUUACAACCAGCUAAUGUGUAGUGAGAACCAUGAGUAUUUUCCAGCCCACUAUAAGAGCAUUUAAAUUACAAAGUUGUUGGGGUGAUUUUUUGUGAUGGUGUGUUUUUGUUUUUUGUGGGGGUGGUGUUGGGGUAUUUUGUGGAUUUGGGGUUUUUUGUUUUUUCCUUUUUAGCAAGUUGUAGUGUAACCUGCAAGGUGAACUUGAUAUGCACCGAUGUAAAAAUGUAAUUUUUCUUUUAACAGUUAGUUAGAGGAAAGCUUGGGAGUGUUUCAUACUGUAACUUGUGACUUGCAGGCUUUGGUUUAACUGAUGGCCUGGGUAAACCUUAACAUGUGACUUUUUAAUCUUAAAAUGAUGGAUUUGUUAUAUAGUAGUUUGCACAGAUGUCAAAUUUUUGCUGCUAAUAUUUAGUCCAAUUGUUUUUAGUAAAUGGGGAUAUGAAGAAUUGCCUUAAGCACUUUAGAUUUUUUUUUAGACUGUUUUUUCUGAACUAGUGUCUCUCCAGUACCCAUCAUCACAGGGAGAUGAGCGACACCACACUGCUCCCAGUGAUGCUUUUUGUUGCAGUUGGCGUAGGGUUUGUGCCUGCAGCUGGGAUGCGUGGAGCCCGUGGAGUUACCUUUUUUCUUUGUGAAUCCACUUUUGAGGGAUUUGGAAAGGAGUGGCUCAUGGCAGUGGAUUAGAUUUUUCGAAGGUCUGUAGUUCAAUCCACCAGGCUUAUUUACUGUUAAUUACUCUGGAGCUGAUACUGCAUGAUGGCUAAACAGGAGUCUUCUGCUCUAUGACCAAAAGGAGAUGCUUAAUUUUUUUUUUUUUCUUUUUAAGUAGUGACUGCUGGUAUCGUGAAGUUUUUAACUACGAAAGACUGACUUUUGAGGAGCUAAAGGUUUUCCUUGAGGUACUAAUAAAUCACAUGAGGGUAGCUGCCUUUGUCCUGUGGAAAAAUAAGGAGAACUGUGCUAAGUGCAGCUAGGAAUGUCAGUGUCAGACAGAAAAAUUAAACAAAACAACAACACAACCAUCCAGGGGAUAUAAAUGCUUCCUCAAAUAUCAAACAGGCAGGACAGAAGUGGCAGGUUUAUUUAUUAGAAAUGCAGGAAAAGGAGAGGUUACUGUACAAAUCCUGUUUCCUUGCCCCUCCCCACGUUUCAGACGAAGGCCAGGGGAGCCACCAGGGAGUGUGUUGGGCUUGUCCGUGUUUUUAUUUUGAGGACUACGGGGUGGUGGAUGGACGCUGACCGUGACUUGUGUUGAUGUCGUGCCCCAGAGUCGCUGUUUUUGAGUGUCCUGUGGCAGGGCCAGCCUGGUCGUGGGUUGCCUUCGCAGCAGUUUCGGGCGGUCGCGACCAUCCCUGGGCCGCACCGCGGCAUCCCUGCCCUGAGACCCCCGGCAUGGAGGGGAGGGGGGGAGGUGCCGUCCGUGUGUGACGCGAUGUUUUGUACUAAUACAGAAAUCUGCAACCCUG
Molecule: messenger RNA, 4844 nt
Organism: Prinia subflava (tawny-flanked prinia)
Lineage: Eukaryota; Metazoa; Chordata; Aves; Passeriformes; Cisticolidae
Gene: FSD1L
Product: fibronectin type III and SPRY domain containing 1 like
Exons: 15
Coding region: 135-1637 (500 amino acids)
Molecular function (GO): protein binding
Source: RefSeq, a predicted model, not a curated record